ACCACUUAGGAUUUAUCUGAGAAAAGCUUACUUUUUCAGUAACGCUUCGUGUGAAGAUUCAGGUUUCCACGGAACUUGGCCAUUUGACUUGUUUCUGUUCGAGACUUCACGAGGGAGCUUGCUUUUUUGACGAGAUGCAGCUGUGGCGGCGCAGAGCAGCAGGUCCCGCGAGCCUGGGGAGGCAGUCUUUGCCGCUCGGGUGUUUUUUCGCGGCUUUUGGUUUGUGUGUGUUGUCUGCGAUCUUGGGAACCGGAGAGCGCGGACUGUUCGUCGCCGCAGGGAACUCGAGAAGAAAGAUAACCUAUUUUGGCACGCUCACUCAGAAGGCUCCGAACUGGUACCGCUGCUCCUCAACGAGGGCGAAAGAAGAGGUCGUCGUACCCACGAGUAUGUCACAUUGAUGCCAAGGACCAGGACGACUGCGAGCGCAACAGGGGCUUUCUGACCGACUACAUACCGGGCGCGAAGCAGUACUGGUACAAGAUAGAAAAGGUGGAGCAGAACGGCGAGCAAUCCGUUCUGUACAAAUUCACUGUUCCUUGGAUCCUCCUUCCGCCCGCCAAGCAGCGAUACAAGGUUGGAUGCCGAUACCCGAACCACGAGUACUGCUUUGUUGAGGUCACCGUCGAACCCACGCCGCCAAUGGUCGAAGGCAAGAGAGUGACCUGCGGGUACUCCGAGUCCGGCC
Molecule: messenger RNA, 688 nt
Organism: Toxoplasma gondii ME49
Lineage: Eukaryota; Apicomplexa; Conoidasida; Eucoccidiorida; Sarcocystidae
Exons: 2
Coding region: 135-401 (88 amino acids)
Source: RefSeq, a predicted model, not a curated record